AUGCCAUUUUUCAGUGCAAGAAUGCUGGCAACCACAGCCUUCACUGUCGUCAUUCUGUGCUUCUUGCCGCAACUGAAUUCCGUGCUUGCGCAAGAUCCUCCCGACUAUCCGCAGUACAACUGCAGUACGUCACCGGCUGUGACGUACACUGCAGUACGCGAGGACUCCCUGUACUAUGUUUCAAUGAAGUUCAACGCCUCUGUUUCACAAAUCCAGCUUGACAACCGCCUGGACAACUAUACGGCAAAAAUCAGGGAAGGGCAGAGGCUGGUAGUUACCUGUCCAGAGAGAAGCAGUGCUUGGAGCCCGCCGUUUGGCAUUCCGGAUAUGUCAGUUAAUUUGUGGAGUGGCAUGGCCUCGGCGCCAACCGUGGUCAAAUGUCCGCCCAAUGAGUACGUCGUAUCUUUCUUCAUCUCCGCCAAUCGGGAGUGGUACAGCUGGACAGGCACGCUCGGUAUUAGGUGCAGCGGUGGCAGGAACUUCUCCUUCAAUGCGCAGCCAGCCAACACAAACGCCACCAUCGACGGCGAGACGUCACAACCUAGCGGUUUGAAGGUGAUCUACCUUACGACGGCUACGAUUUCCAUAGAAAGCGUCCUGGGCGUGGGACUCUACAAGGAAGGAAACACCGAGGUGUUUGAAUGUCCACAGGGAAUGUUGAUUGCGGGUUUUUCAGCUGGGGCUUAUCCGCUGAUGUGGCAAGCGCCCCGGAGAAGUAGCUGGAUUUGUAACCUUCAGUUCCUUUGUACAGGGCUGACGUUCCCUCCGCCGCCGCCACCACCACCAAAGGCCUCCACCCAGCCACCACCGCCCCCACCGUCGCCCCCACCCCCAAGACGAGGGUUCCCACCCCCCCUACCGGCAUUUCCGGACUUCGACUGCGGCAACUCCCGUUCUCUGUCGUACACGGCGGCGGCGACCGACUCCUUCUACGACCUAGCCAACCAGUUCCAGAUCCAGUUGUCUAUAACGCAGAUGAUGUACGACAAUGGCCUUGAUUACCGAACAGGGCUGGCUGACGGACUAGAACUCAUUAUCAACUGCCCAGUUGGAGUUUGGAGCAAACCGUACGGCACGUACAACAGCUCAGAUGUGGCCAUUUACGACGGCAUGGCAGCCGCGUCCGGUGUGUGGCUGUGUCCCCCGGGCGAGUAUGCAGUCAAGUUCUCCGUCAAGUCAAGCUUGGCCUGGAGCGGCUGGGUUGGCACCCUCACCAUGCAGUGCAGCGGGGGGAGGAGUUUCACGGCGGAUGCGCAGCCUGCCACUUCCUCCUUUGCCCCCAUGGAUGGCGCCGCAUGGCAGCCCAAAGGGUUCCAAAUUGCCGCUAUCGAGGUUGGUCCGGUGGACUCUGCCAUUUACAGCGUUUUCGGCGUCGGCGCCUCCGCGACCAAGGGCGGAGCGCAGGAGUGGUUCACCUGUCCGACUGACUCGUUAAUCACCGGUUUCUCCGCCGUUGUCAGUUACGCCCCGCCGCCGGCGGGGUCGCCGCCAUCUUCGAAGCCGCCGCCCCCACCACUUGCGCUGGCCUCACCACCGCCGUCGCCAUCGCUUUCACCGCCGUCGACGAGGCCUUCACCACCACCACCACCACUUGUGGCCGUACCGCCGUCGCCGGCUACCGCCGUACCGCCGCCCCCGACUAGCGCCGUACCGCCGGGAGAAGCACCUGGAUCGAGCCCUGGCACCGUAAUCUCCUGGUCUCCUCGUCCUCCAAGCCGAUUUGCGCCCCGUCCUCCGCCACCCGCAUUCGGCACUUUAUACGCCGAACAGCGGGCAGGCGGCCGCUGCAAAGGAGUUUACUGCCUCCACUCCAAUACGGCAACUGCGUACGGCAUCCUCACGGCCAUCAUCUGUGGUGGCAUCUGUUUCAUAAGCUUGUUGAUUAUAGCGGCCUUAUACAUCAGGAAGAAGAAGAAGGUGGCCAAAUACCUGGCCAGAAGAACGCAGCCGGACGAGCCCAACGCUGAACCUGAGCCACAUGACAUUACAGAUGUUGCAUCUAUUUCCCGCCGGCAGGGCGCCGCUGCGAGCCCCAAGGACAAGCGUCUCAUCACGGCGGCGGCGGCGGCGGCGGCGGCUGCUGACAAGACGAACGACGAGUUUGCGUUGACGAUGGAUCCCGAUAUGGUUCUGGAGGGCUCCGUCUCGUCAAUGGACCGUGCCAGGCACCAACAUGGAGAAGGAGACGCUGGAUAUGCAGCAGCAGCAGCAGCAGCAACACCAGCACGCGGUGGAGACCCAGCAUUUGAAGUCAGCAAGGUCAUCUGGAAGCUCACUAUCGGACCAUCCGCCGCAGCGAGGUCCACCAUUGAAAGAACCACAACGAUCACUUCAGUCAUCUCGAACAAGUGCACCGGUAUCCCAUCGGCAGUCGUCAUCUGGAAUAUCAUCAUCAGCAUCCAAACCAUUGCCGCCAUUAUCAAGAGCGAGUCACUCAAAGCCCGAACCGUCGGUGCCGCCGCUAUCGCCCGCACAAUCGCUUCAAAGGUCGCCGUCAAGGGCAUCACUGCGAAGUGUUCGGUCGCGAUCGUCUCACCCGGGGACGCUCCAGCAGCCGCCGUGGAGACCGGGGGGCAUUGCAAGCGCGAGAACGACAAUGACAAGGGCAUCAGCGUCAAGGAUGUCAUCGGUGUCGAGGAUGUCAUCACGAUCAAUGUCUAG
This is a messenger RNA of Volvox carteri f. nagariensis, 2661 nucleotides long. RefSeq lists its product as uncharacterized. The record is from RefSeq and is a predicted model, not a curated record. The coding region runs from base 1 to 2661 and encodes 886 amino acids. Lineage: Eukaryota; Viridiplantae; Chlorophyta; Chlorophyceae; Chlamydomonadales; Volvocaceae. The transcript is spliced from 16 exons. Gene Ontology annotation, molecular function: microtubule binding; actin binding. Gene Ontology annotation, cellular component: cytoplasm; actin filament. Gene Ontology annotation, biological process: actin filament polymerization.